AUGGCGACGGGCGACACGGCCGUCUCGAUGCCCAUCUCGAGCCCCCCGCCGCUCCUCGACCGCACGCCUAGCAACAUCUCUAGCCCUCUGAGCGAGGUUGAAGACAAGGACGGCGAGCCCGAAGACAUGGACCUUGACCUCGAAAACCAAAAUACCUCCACGCGUAAUCAGUCAGACCGCGACGAUGACGAUGCCGAGACUGGCCCUGUGCCCGGCACCACGGCCUCGGGCUCGGACGGCGACGGCGACUCCAAUUUGUCCGAGCUAGAUAUCAAUGAAUCCGAAGCUGAAACAGAGCGGCUCGAGGACACUCCGCGAAAGAAGCGAAAUGGUCGCAACGCCUCUGCCAAUGGCACCGGCGACGACUCGAAGCAUUUUGUGCAGUCCCGCGAUCGGCCCUUUGAGCCGAGCCCCAGCAAGCUCAAACAGCAGAUACAGGUCGACGUCGAGCCCGCUCGUAACUCUGACGAAGAAGACGACGCCGAAGAAGAAGGGGAGGAGGAGCUCUCCGAGGAGGAGGCCGGCCACGAAUCGGAUGCCUCCAGCCAGGCGGACGGUGGCCGGAACGGCGGCGGCUCACCUCGGUCCGCCUCCCAGAAGCGAGCCAAGGGCGAUGCGGCCUCUACAAACACCGAGGAUACGAGCCAAGGCGCAUCCUCGUCAGAGACUCGCAAGCGCAAGCGAUCGCUUGCCGCCGACCAGUCCGAAUCGGACCAGCCGCUGAGGAAACGUGUCGGAUCGGUGGGUGUCGAUCGCGAAAACACCGACGACAAGACCGUGCUGGACGACGAUACCGAGAACAUCUCCACCAACCCCCAGAGCAGAGCUCACUCGUCAGACGAGGACAAUACCAACGACAAAGAAGAGCACAUUGCUGAGUCAAUAGAAACUCCCGCUGCCGAUGCCAACCGGGCGCGCAAGUCAAAGCGCCACGGCGCCAAGAGGCGCAAGGGCUUUGAGGACAGCGCGGCUGGCUCAGAAGUCAAUGAGGAAUUGGCAGACGACGAUGCCGGCGCGGCAGAAGAUGAGACUACAGCACCAGGAGAGGAUGAGCAGCCCGAGGGCGAGGUUGACGAGGAGGCCGAGAUUGCCCACAAGAACGAAGAAGAGAUGGAACGAAAACGGGCUGCAUUUGAGCAGCUGCAAAGCAUCGAGAAGCACUUUGCGACAUUUCGAGAGCGCUUAUAUCAAGAGCGUUUGGCGCAGCUCACCGAAGAAGAAGCUAUGCUCACCGGCGACAAUCCAACCCACCCCGAGUACCUUGCCAUGAUGCAGUGUAUCGACGCUCGACGCGACGAGAGACAGCGAGUGAUUGAUCUCGAGUACCAGUUCAAUAUGGACACCACGAAACGCUGGGCGGUAGCGCGGCGCGCACAAAUACACGGGCAAUACUUCCAGAGCAUUCGCCAGUCGCGCGAAGAUAUCCUGGAGGACCUCGGCCGGCAGUGGUACCAGAUUCAGCAGCAGCGCCGCAAGCACGCCAACAACAUACCCGACUUUGGUAUCCGUUUCCCCAUGUCUAAGCCACAGAGGGUCAGGAAUGCCAUUGCCUACAACAAAGAAGUUUCCAUUCUCUCGGGCGUCGCAAAGCACGAGGGCUUCCCGGCGGCGCCUCAGAUCAACGGCGCUUCUGCCGGCGAGAUGGACGAGGAUCUCGAGGAGAUCUUGAAAUCACGGCCGGCUGGUCAGCAGGUGCCCGGGGCGCAACCUUCCUUCCAGGACCUCAGCGGCCUAACCUUCCACCUCGGAGCAGCAGGCCACCAGUACCUGGCAGACACGCCCUGGGCAAAUCCCAAUCACCCCGCCCACCAGGCGCAACGGCCACAAGCAACGCAAGAGCCCCGCAUAGACAGCCCAGCUGCCGGACCGUCCGACCGGAGGCAUUCGCACCAGCCCGGAGGGCUUUUCUCCUCGAGCACCAACUCAACGAUACCGGGCAAUGCAGUCAACGGCGACUCGCCUGUCGCAGCAAAGCCGAGAGCUGUGUCAGGCGCAGACAUUGCGAGGCCGGCCAAGUCAUUCGCUGCGGAGAAAGCGCUAAAGCAUGAACCCGUCGUGUGA
This is a messenger RNA of Thyridium curvatum, 2061 nucleotides long. RefSeq lists its product as uncharacterized. Gene Ontology annotation, biological process: negative regulation of transcription by RNA polymerase II. Bases 1 to 2061 code for a protein of 686 amino acids. NCBI's taxonomy places the organism in Eukaryota, Fungi, Ascomycota, Sordariomycetes, Thyridiales, Thyridiaceae. The record is from RefSeq and is a predicted model, not a curated record. Gene Ontology annotation, molecular function: histone deacetylase binding. Gene Ontology annotation, cellular component: Sin3-type complex. The transcript is spliced from 4 exons.